AUGGCAGAUGUAGACAAGGAGAACCUGCCUCUGUCCUCAGAGAGCGCGGCCAACUCAAAGCGCCCCUCGGCAUCGAAGCCGGUCGACGACUCACCUAGUCCACUAUCGACAAAGGAGCCGACAGAAAUAGCAGCGCUCGCCUUUCCAGUAAGCGAGCCGGACCAGCAUCCGGAUGAGCUUGCUCGAGAUGGCAAGACGCUACGCAAGAAGCGAUCUGUCCUCUUCUAUCCAUCUGCUGGCCUAGCUUCCAAAUCCAACCAACAGCCGUUCUCACGCAGCGCUGCGAAAAGAGACUCGAUCAUGGCGCUCGGCAGUAUCGGUUAUCUCCAGCACCUUUAUACCAAGCAGGGAAUAGCCAACCGAAAGCGACCGAUGACGAAGGGAGCUAUGACGCUUGCGAUUGGAGCUGCGGGAGAAGCUAUGGUGUCAGGGAGCGCUGGCAGCUCGAGUGCGGGGUCUCCAACAGCAGCAACGCCAACCGGGCAGUGGACGUCGAGUCAGAUCACGGAGGAGGAUGAGCAGUUUUCAUCGCCUCCAAGCCCGGAGGCAGGAAGCUACACGAGACCAAAGUACCUCGAUGUAGCAAAAUCCUUGCAGGCAGACUCGCAAGCACUCCGAACACUACUGAUCGCCGACUUGGAUCGACUCUCGACCGUGUGGGAUCUUUCCGACUGGAUCGCCGAAAACGAAGCAGUCUCUGCCAUCAGACAGAUGCUGUCCGAAGGAUCCGAGCUGAGUUCAGCUCGAACGACCGAACAUGCUUCAGUGCAUCUCCCAGACAUGAUCGAUGCCACGACCAAGGCAAUUCGGUCCGUACGCAGUUAUGUUUUGUCGCUGCCGCAGCGCUCGAGAACUCCGGGCACAACGUCAAACGAGCCAAGCGGCAGAGAUCGCUUCAAGCGCCAGUCCAGCUUCAGUGGCAUCGUUCGCCCCGGUCAAACUUCAUCACCGGUGUCAAUGAAUAGCAGUGAGAACUUGCAUCAAGACGGGGCGCUAGGCGAGAGGUCGAGCAGCAGGCCCCGUCUCGGUAGACAUCUGUCGGGCUCCCACGCUGAGGUGGACGAAGAUGAUCUCGGCAGCAUCCGAAAAUCUGCGCUUCAGAUGCUUUCGGCGCUUCAUGAUAUGGAAGAAAGGAACCGCACAGAGGUUCUGGGCUCCAGCGAAGGUGAUGCAUUGGACACGUCCGCAGGCGUAAAUGCCGAUCCGGACGAAUCAAGAACCAGUGGUCUCGCAAAGUUCACAUCAGGGGCGAGCUAUCUGUAUCGCUCGGAUUUGACGCUCGCGGACCUGGCAGCAGAGCGUGGGAUCCUACAGAGCUAUUUGGAGACCGCCGACUCAGUCAUCUCUGCAUUGGCAGUCUCUCGCCAUGGUAUGCGUCGUCGAUCGAGCGCAGACGUCAAGGGUCCAAGGAAAGCUGGCGUGUCGAUCACGCUAACAUCUCCAGCACCAUCUAUCCGUGUCGACAGUGCUCCUACGGACGCGUCCUCGGACUCGGCCUGGAUCGAUGAAGGUCUCAGUCCCGCUGAGCGUAUCGCUGAAUUCAUGAUAGAUCAUUGCGAGAAUCUGACCGGUUUCACGCGACGAGUGGAGCGUUUGCAGGUCGCUCGAGGCGAUCUUGAAGCAUUCUUGCCCCUUCUUUCCGACGGCUACCUUCUCUGUCAGGCCUUCAACGAGGCUGUUCGCCGAUCCGACAAACCCUGGGGCUACAUCUCCCCUCGCGAAAUGCACGAUCUAGAAGCGGAAGAAGCCGCGCUUUCGCACAAAGAGUCUCUGCGUAUCAGGGAUGCGAAGCAAGCCGAAUCGCUCAACUUUCAGACGCGACGUCAGGGCGGUGCAAGCGAAGACGGUCCCAACGCCAACGAUGAACAGAGCAGCAGCAUCAGUGUCGAGAACGUCAAUCGGCCUGGGUGGACGUUUCGCAGAACGGAGAAUCUGCGCUUGUGGGCAACAGCGCUCAAAUUGCGAUACCAGAUUCAAACCACCGCUACUCGAGCCAGCAUCACAAAACCGAAUGAGAUCAGCGGUCCUACUUACAGAAGCCUGGGAUUGGGAAAAUUGUCGCUGCACGGUCGAAGGGUCGCUUCGGAAUCUCACGUGGUCUCUUCUACCAGCUCGAAGAUGAUCGAUUUCGAUCCGAGCAGAACAGCACGUAGGGACCCGGGUUGGCAGCAGGCUCUCACCAUUCUGCUGCUAGCGUGGAUCGAUGCGGUAGCACAGGAACAGUGCCUGGUGUGA
Messenger RNA from Pseudozyma hubeiensis SY62, 2235 nucleotides. RefSeq lists its product as hypothetical. The transcript has a single exon. Lineage: Eukaryota; Fungi; Basidiomycota; Ustilaginomycetes; Ustilaginales; Ustilaginaceae. The record is from RefSeq and is a predicted model, not a curated record. Bases 1 to 2235 code for a protein of 744 amino acids.